Belonocnema kinseyi is the source of this 1911-nucleotide messenger RNA. RefSeq names its product 28S ribosomal protein S30, mitochondrial (gene mRpS30). Gene Ontology annotation, biological process: translation. NCBI's taxonomy places the organism in Eukaryota, Metazoa, Arthropoda, Insecta, Hymenoptera, Cynipidae. The transcript is spliced from 4 exons. Bases 138 to 1787 code for a protein of 549 amino acids. Gene Ontology annotation, molecular function: structural constituent of ribosome. The record is from RefSeq and is a predicted model, not a curated record. Gene Ontology annotation, cellular component: mitochondrion; ribosome; mitochondrial large ribosomal subunit.
UCUACGUUUCUACCAUAACCUAAAAUAAAUCGUUUCAUAACCUCCAUCUCCGAAAAAUGUUUACGUAUCCCAUAUCCUAAAGUUGAUAAAAAAAACUAUCCAUUUUUCGGUUCUCCUUGAAAUAGGACUUCCGAAAAAUGUUUAUUUCACGGGUUGUGCGUGCUCCGUCGAUUUCUCGUGUCAGCCGGCACAUUCGAAACUUUAGCGUUCCGGCAACAGUCGCUGACACCGCUGAGACCGAAGUUGAAUAUCCACCAAUUCUUGAUCUUUCUUAUCGAGCAGUUCAAUCAAGGAAAAAAGAAGAGCAUUAUGCCUUGGUUAAAAGACAAGAAACCGUGGAGGAGAAGUUAAUAGCGGUUAAUAUGCCAAGGUAUUAUGGCUGGACUUCUGUUCUCAUGAAGGAAAAUGAAGUCCAUUAUGAUUCUUUGGAACAGGCACAGUUCGUUACGAGAACUCAUAUUGUGCCCAAAGCGGGUUUACCUACUGUUUAUGAUACUGUCAUCAGUACUGAGGCUUUGGAUUCGAUUCUGGAAAAUGUACGAAGUCAAGUAGAAGAGGUUUUGGUCCUCGAGUACUCUAGAAGAAAGCGACAACAGGAGUUAGAACCCUCGGUGAUAUCCGACGCUAAAGGAUUUCAAAAUAUCCAAACCAAGGCAGUAACACGACAAAUCAACAGGAUCUUACUCGUUGAACUCUCAACGAAAUAUCCACAUCUACUAGAAACUCAAGUCGAUUUAGAUCCUCGAAUUGAGGCCUUCUGGUGCGUUGGAGGAAUAGUACCUCCGGUAAAUGUAGUUAUCAAGAAAAGAAGUCGCGGGUGGAUGAAACCGUAUGCUAAUGACCCCAUCGACCGUUAUUUCCAAUAUUUGGGUGAACCAAAUCUUCAUCUGCGACAUCAUCUCCCUCUUCGAGAAAUCAUUUCUCUCCAAGAGUCGGAAAAUUCCGAGUAUGAAGUUCCCGAUUUUCGAUUCGAUCCCCGAACCGUGGGCUACCAUCAGACUAUGAGGCACGGAACCAAUAUUCCUGGGUUUUGGCCCGGUGAUCAUCAUGAAUUUGGACUUUUGUCGUAUCACAAUUGUGGCUACAUGGCAACGAGGCCUCGGGAUUGGGACGAUGAAGAAACGGCGCUCAAAACCCAAGCAGUGAGAGCUUCUUUUGCUUGGCUUCACAGUCAAGCGUGUUAUCAAGGGUUUUCGACCUUCAACGAUAUAACCUACCCCCUGUUGACUCAAAACAUCAUCACUAAUGGCCAGUGGUGGCUGUUCAGUGUCUAUCAAUUAAAUACAAUGUUGUUAUGCGACACACAAAUCGAUGCAAAUCCGAAAAAAAAUCUUUUUUGGACAACCAAUCCCCUUCAGUUAUUCGAGCGUAUUGAAGACAACAAAGUUCACGGAUUCAAUGAUGAAGUCUUAAAGCAUUUAAUUAAAUUUUACGUGAACCAGCCUCAGGAGCGCGAAGUGGAAAUGAAGCCCUACUUGGGAAAGGAUGUCAAAGUCGUCGCGGAUAUUGAAGAUCCAGAGAAGAGGAAUUGGCUCGAGAAACAUUUCAAGAACCUCAUGUCUUGCAGACCUAGACACAGACUCAUGCCGGAGAUUUACAACUGGCAAGAAAUUUACAUCCGCAAGUUUCCGACCCGACCGAUGGAGAAGAGGAUGGAGCCUUGGCAAAAUGGUAUUAACAUGCAAUUGCGAAAAUUGGAUGAACACCAGCCCGAAUAUAUACCGAAAUGCCUCAGGCCUUAUCCAAAAAGCAGAGCAAAAUGGGCGAAAACUUUCUACCCGAAGUAGGAUUGUGUGCAUUUAUAAAGUCAAACUCAAAAGUAAUGAUAAGAGCGCGAACCGUGUAAAUAAAAGAAAAAUAGGAGGCAACGCUUUUCUGCGGGGAGAUUUAAUAAAGGAAUUGUAGAAAGUU